Fusarium redolens is the source of this 1353-nucleotide messenger RNA. RefSeq lists its product as uncharacterized. The transcript has a single exon. The coding region runs from base 1 to 1353 and encodes 450 amino acids. Lineage: Eukaryota; Fungi; Ascomycota; Sordariomycetes; Hypocreales; Nectriaceae. The record is from RefSeq and is a predicted model, not a curated record.
AUGAAGUACUCUCUCACUCUCCUCUCCAUGUCCAUGGCCUCAGCCAUGGCAAGCCCUUUUGCCUCCAACACCCAAAAGUGCAACAUCGCCCCCAGCGCCUCCACCAACCGCAAGGUUCAACCUUACCAUACCGGCAAGGCUGAUACCGCCAUCGACUGCCAGACCUUCUGUGCCUCCGAUGACUUCUGCAAGAGCUUUGCCUUCGGUCUCGUCAAGGGUUCUUCGCACCCAAGCUGUCUUCUCUUCAAGGUCUCAGCUGCCGAAGUUCCUGCUCGCAAGGAUGGUCUUCACGUCUUUGACAAGCAGUGUGCUGCUGAUCGUGUUCCCACUUCUGCACCUACCACUGCUCAGCCUUGGGGUACUGUUCCCAAGAAGGUUCUUGUUCGACGAUCUUUGAAGUGCAACUGUGCUGCUUCAGGUUCUGCGAGCAGUGAUGUUGAGCCUUUCAAGACUACUACUGCUGCUACUGCCAAGGACUGCCAGGCUCUUGCUGAAGCGGAUUCUUCUUGCCAGAGCUUCCUUUAUGGCCUUCCUAGCGGAUCAAGCACUCCUGUUUGCAAGCUUUACAAGGUUGCGGCUGCCAAGGUUCCUGCUCGUGGCGACACCCUCUUUGUCUUUGACAAGGGCUGCUCUUCUAAGCAGGUUCCUACUACUCCUCCUACUGAGGAUGCUCCCCGCGGUCUUGUCGAUACUGCCAAGGCUACCAGAAUCCAGAACCCUGCGCCCAAGGCCACCAAGGCUGCUGAGGUGAAGGGUGAGAAGCAAGUGAACAACGACGCUUACAAGGUUUCUAACCCCAAGCCCAAGACUACCAAGGUCCAGAAGUCCAAGGCUAAGGCUACCAAGGUCGCCAAGGUCGAGGAUGACAACACUCAGUAUGCUCAGGUUGGUGAUGACUCUGUCAAGCACCAGGCCAAGGUUACCAAGGUUGAGAACAAGCAGCCCAAGGCUACCAAGGUCGCCAAGGUCGACAAUGAGAAGGUCCAACAGAACCAGGAUGACAAGUCUAGCAAGACUCAGGCCAAGAACACCAAGGUUGACAGCAACAAGCAGCCCAAGGCUACUAAGGUCCAGAACAAGAAGCCUCAGGCCACCAAGGCUGCCAAGGUUGAGAACAAAGACGACUCCAAGAACACCAACUACAAUGUCAACCAGGGCAACAACGAGGACAAGAACGUCAAGGCCGACAGCCCCAAGACCCUCGCUACCAAGGUCCGCAACAACGAGCAUCAAGCCACCAAGGCCCAGGCCGUUGAGCACCAGGCUACCCAGGCCAACCAGGCUGAGGGUAAGAAGUCUGCUUGCAAGACUACCAAAGGUUCUGCUGCUCAACCCAAGAUCACCCAGGCUUAG